Closterium sp. Yama58-4 is the source of this 231-nucleotide messenger RNA. The record is from the annotation of a GenBank genome assembly. NCBI's taxonomy places the organism in Eukaryota, Viridiplantae, Streptophyta, Zygnematophyceae, Desmidiales, Closteriaceae.
AUGGUUGAUGCACGCUCGGAAGACAAGGGACCGGAGGUGAUGCGGUGGGGGAGGGAGAAGCUAGUGUGGGAGGAGGAGGAGGAGGAGGAGGAGGAGGAGGAGGAGGAGGAGGAGGAGGAGGAGGAGGAGGAGGAGGAGGAGGAGGAGGAGGAGGAGGAGAGGAGGGAGGGGAGGGAGCGAAGGGGGGAGAGAGAGGGUGGAAGGAAGCAGGGCAGGGCACAGAGAGUAUAA